Klebsormidium nitens is the source of this 2684-nucleotide messenger RNA. The record is from the annotation of a GenBank genome assembly. NCBI's taxonomy places the organism in Eukaryota, Viridiplantae, Streptophyta, Klebsormidiophyceae, Klebsormidiales, Klebsormidiaceae.
CAAUGACAUUGCAUAAUACCGUAGCUCCUAGAGGGAGAAAGAGAGAGAGAGAGAGACGCACUUGACCCUUGCAUGAGGCGUUGAGGGGAGCUUGAGUGGUGCCCAUGUGAAUCAGUCAUUGGAAUUAGUUGGCAAACAUCUGGUCAGCACCUUGGAGGGUUCAAGCCGUUGCAAUUGUGCCCCAGGUUGUGAUAUUUCAGCUGGAGGAACGGGCCACUGUCAGCACAUAUUCGCAAGGGCGCAAUGGGCAAGAAGGGCAACCCGCACGUGUUUUUUGACGUCAGCAUAGGCACUCAGAAUGCAGGGCGUAUUGUCAUUGAGUUGUAUGCAGAUGUGGUUCCCCGGACGGCGGAGAAUUUUCGUGCGCUUUGCACGGGGGAGAAGGGCCUGGGGAAGACCACCGGCAAGGCGCUCACGUAUAAGGGGUCCAUCUUUCACCGUAUCAUCCCUGGCUUUAUGAUGCAAGGGGGCGACUUCUCAAAUAAGAACGGCACUGGUGGGGAAAGCAUUUACGGGGCCAAGUUCGCGGACGAGAAUUUUACGCUGAGCCACAACGGGCCGGGGGUUCUCUCCAUGGCCAACGCUGGGCCGAACACGAACGGAAGCCAGUUCUUUAUCUGCUUCAAGAAGACUCCCCAUCUGGACGGGAAGCACGUCGUCUUUGGCAAAGUGGUCGAGGGGCUGGACAUCGUGAAGCGCAUCGAGGAGGUUCCGACGGACGCGAAAGACCGACCAAUGAACCCCGUGACUAUCAAAGACUGCGGGGAGGUGAAAGCUGGCGCUGCUGAGACUGUAGAGCCUGUGAAAGAGAAAGCGAAGGAGCCCAAGAGCAAAAAGAAGAAGGACAAGAAGGCGUCGAAGAGCAAGAAGCGCAAGAAGUAUUCGGACAGCGACUCCGACUCGCUCUCGGACAGUCUCUCGGACAGUUACUCGGACGAGUCGGACUACACGAGCGACUCGAGCGAGGAGGAGCGGCGGCGGAAGAAAAAGAAGAAGGCGGGGAAGAAGAAGUCGAAGGACCAGAAAUCCAAGAAGAAGAAGCGGAGAAGGUCGUACAGCAGCGAGUCGGACGACUAUUCGGACAGCGAGUUCUCGGACGUCGAAGAGGAGGAUCGUCGGUCCAAGAAGAAGAAGAAGAGCAAGAAGUCCAAGAAGAAGAAGAAGCAUCUGUCCUAUUCGGAGAGCGACUUCUCCGACAGUGAACCCGAUCGCAAGCGGUCCAAGAGCGGAAAGGCGCGGAAAAAGGACGUGGGCUUGGACGAUAAAGAAGGGAAGAACGGGGUGGAGAGUGGGGACGCUCAAAAGGUACGAGAGUGGGACUUGGGCAAGGAGCGCCCUGCAGAAGCGCUAGAGGUGCCGGGGGCAUCGGCGGAAUUGAGCUUGGCAGCCCUGAACGAGGCCCCGGAGACAAGAGGCACCGGCCAGAAGAAGGGCGUCCCCGGUUCGGGGGGGUCGGUCGCCGGGCGAAAGGGGGAGGGGGAACGCUCGCCCGAGGCCAGGAGGAGAGCGUCCCCGUUUCGGGGGGGUGGGUCGCCGGAGAGGCGGAGGCGCAUCUCGCCGUUCCGAGGGGGAAGGGGGCGGUCUCCGGAUGACAGGGGGCGCAGGAGCCCGUCGCCGAAGCGGGUCCGAAAGGGCCGCGGAUUCACCGACCAGUAUCAGAACGCCCGGCGCUACCGCACCCCCUCCCCGGGACGGGUUGGUUAUGUUAACCCGCUUCGUCGAGUUCCAAUCGUUCGACCGGACCCCUCCCGAGAGGGCGCCGUUCCUGAUGACGAUGUUCCCGCCGGAGCAGAAGGGAGAGAUAGGAGCGUGAGGACUGAACGGGCCGACCGGACGGAACGGAAUGAGGGUGCGGAACUGAACGUCAGGAGGGAACGUGCUGAAGGGGACAGGCGGGGCAUGAGUGAGGCGUUGAGGAAGCGGCUGGGCCCGAAAGUCACGGAAGAGGGGGGUGAGCUGGCCGGCGAGCCUGACCCCCCGGUACGACGGCGUGUGAUUGAAUCGGUGAAGGAGAAGGAACGGGAGCCGAGGAAGAGCAGCGUGUGGGCUCGUCUCGGGUUGGAAACAAAAGGGGGCUCGAAAUCAGCGGGGAAAGAAGACCCCCCGGAGGGAGGGAGGUGGGAGGAGAUGAAAGAGAUCGAAGGGCAAGACAUCGGGGCGGAGUUUGUGAAGGACGAUCUUCGGGCGGUGGAGGGUCAGGACGUAGGUCUGGUUUUGGAUGAAGAGUUUGGGACGGAAACGAACGCUGAGAGGAGUGCGGCCGCGGCAGACAUUGCGGCCGGUGAAGGUCCCGGGGAGAACGGCUCGGGGGAUCCCUCCGGGCAUGGUAGAAAGCUAGUGACGUAUGACGACCUCGAGACAAUCUCGCCCGAGAGGGAGGUCGUGAAGAGUCCGCAGAUGAGAGUGAUCAUGCCAAAGAGUCAGAAGCUGGCGCGUGUAGGAACUUCGCCGCUGGACGAGCAGUCGUUGUCUCCUCCUUCGUCACUUUCGGGAGGGGAUUGAGAUUCGUUUCGAAUAUUAAUUGGAGACUUCGGAGGUUGCUUACCCCUCAGCAUAUGCCCCUCAUUUUUCAGCUGAGCCUCCAAUCAGAUUGCCUCUUUGCGUAGCAGCUGACGACCUUAGGAAAUCCAUUAAUUGCUGUGACCAUAUGGGUAGGUGAAUGCUAUUAUGAAAGUUUUCGAUCC